This is a messenger RNA of Symbiodinium pilosum, 798 nucleotides long. NCBI's taxonomy places the organism in Eukaryota, Dinophyceae, Suessiales, Symbiodiniaceae. The record is from the annotation of a GenBank genome assembly.
AUGGAGCCCUGUCUUGUCGCCGAUUCGUGGAUCUUGGAUCCAUACGAAAAUGCAGGUCAACAUGCAGGUAGCAUUAUCAGCUUCUGGUCGAUGUCCUUUCUGAUGCUCUUGCACUUGGGUGCGGUGGCCAUAAGAAUCAGGAAAGAUGGGAAAACCCGUGCGAUUCCAGUGAUCCUCACGAUAUUUUUUCUCUGCAGCGUAAUCUCCGGUGUUCUACAAGCGGUGGCCCAUAGCUUCAUCACUGGCACUACAAAGACUCACCUUCUGAUGACGGCCCGGUUGUGGCUGGGGUUCGCUGCGGGAACUUGUCUGUUUCUGGGAACCAGCAUGGGGGAAGCCCUGAUGCAUGGCAACCGCGAACUGGCGGCCCCUCGGACUCUCAUGUGGGUCUUCUUCGUGUUCGGGGCCGGUGCCUCCGUUUUUGCCAUGGCACUGGCUUCAGGUGGCGAUGACCUCGUGCAAGCCGCAGUUAUGAGCGCAGCAUUUCUGUGGGCAGACGCCUUUUGGAUCGCCACCUCUCGGAAGAUGCAACGGGAAGGUUCCCUCCAAGAGAAAAGUAUCCUUUUGCCAAAGAUUGGCGGUCCGAUCCUCAUGGCUCUGGGCUUUUGGAUUCUUGCCAUCUUAGAGCCAACUUGUGGGGUGAAAGGCCAUUCAGACUGCUACAAAUCCUGCCCCGUUGGCGGCCCCGGAAUGGGCCCCGGAUUGCCACACGUCUUCUUCCUGGCAAUGUUUGCUUUCGGGACUUUUUGUAUGGUAUAUGCCCAGGAGAAGGUUCCUGACAAAACUUUCCUGGAUUGA